GACGAGUCUCAUUACGAUGAUACUUUUUUCAACAGCGCCACGGUAACUUUAUUUCACCAGGAACGGAGUAUGGGGACUUCCGGAUCCGCUUAGUUUUCGAUUUCGCGGGUCAGCACAAAAAAGCUAAAGUCGUUGAUUUUAUGGGAAGAUGUCUAACAACGAGUGCGACAACCAGACACAAGCAUGUCACUGCUGUCCAUGGUUGAGCAAGCUAUCAAGUCUUGCAAAGCUGAACAAACCAAGAUUAACGAGAGUAUUCAACUUUACAGAGAACUGCUACAGACCUUAACGCCACAACCAAAGAUGGGCUCUGAUGAGUCAGAAUGUGCCGAUGAUGCAGCUCCAGUUACCUCACCAGGGGAGAAAGAAGAUAUGGAAUUGCUUGAGCGAGCACUGGAGAAAGCCCUUCGGGUCCGCACUGGCACAGCAUCUUCUAAAAAAGACUCAAACAAACAAUCUGCCUCUCAAAAGGAACCCGUCACUACAGCUGUCUCAUCCAAAGAGAAAAUGCAGGCUUCUGCAGCUUCUAAACGAAAUCCGACGACCUCCAGAUCAACCUCUAAAUGUGCCGGUCUUGACAGAAAAGAGCACAAAAAGCCUGCUGGGAUUGUACAUCACCAGGCAGUGAGGACAUCACAGCUGACUGUCUCAGCGUCUGUCUCACUUGUCCGGGGUCAGUCACACACCUCCACCCUCCACUCUAAAAACAAGACCAUUAGAAGCAACGUGCUCAGUGGAAAUGACCUGGGCAAAGCUGCAGCUUCCUCCACUCUUUCAAAUCACUCGCUGCCUGUUUCACAUACAGAGGAGACUGGAGCUCGCAGUUCACCUCAACAGUAUGGGAAAGCUUCUGAACAAACGGCAAAAUGGAAAUCUCUAAGGAGCAAGAAGAACAGGUUAUGGGACAAAGUUGUUGCCCUACAAAGGAAACCUGUGCCAGGGAGGAGUCACUUCAUGGACAGAAUGAGAGCUACGUUCCCUAAGGAUUGGCCAUGUGGUUGCCCAGAUCAGACCAGGGCUGCAGUCGACAGACUGACUCACCAAGGGCAUGACCUCACCCACUGCAGCCAGACAAAGGAGUUUCUGGCCAAACGGAUGCCAGAAGCAGCCACAGAAUUGGGCGGUAAAGCAGCCACGUAUGACUCCUGUCUGACACAUGAAAGGUUGCCGAUGACAGCAGCUCAGCUCCUUAACUUUGCACACCAAGCGAAACAAGAGUGGGAAGCAUGGGAUCGAUGGAGGCCAGAGGGAGGUUGUCUUUGCCCCACUGAAACAAAUGGUGUGUGGGGCGACGGGAUAAUUGCACCCCUGCCCCUGACUAUAACCUACACGACAGAGGCAGAGCUCAGAGAGCUGGAGAAGCUGAGGAUGAGGGUGGCAUUGCUGCAACAGGAGAUCUACAUAGAGCAGGCUCUGUUGGACGCUCUGUCCCCUCAGCUUUCCUCUAUUAUCCCUGGGCCUGGAUGUCCCAACGUCAGUGUGCUAAGAGGCCUGUACUCCCUGCUGGGUGAAGGAGGGGAGCGUUUCCCUGCCAUAGUCCUGGACUCUGAGUCUGACUGACUACAGAGCACAUAAGUUUUCUUUUUCCACACAUAAGAGAAAUAAAACAUAUUCUAUUACCUCUCAGUAUAAUGCAAUCCAGGGCAACAGCAGUUGAAUCACUUCCCUCUGACACUGUCAAUAAAACUUGAACAUAACAUUCACAAAAAUAUAACUACAUGGGGUCAAUGAGGUAAUGAAUGCGAGACCAUUAUAUUGGAUUGUUUAGGCUGAGCAGUUGUAUCUAAUAAGUGGUACCUCAGCGUAUAUUCGUCCUUAAAUCAAGAAUCAAGGUGAUUAUUGUGAAGAUUAUGUUUAGCUAUAUUUUGCUGUGACUGUAUUGAUUCAGUGUCUGAUGCCAUGUAGUAAAAUCUAUGAGUGAAAGAAAAAAGACAAGAUUGUGGUUGUUUUAUCGUUUGUCUUUAUUAUUGACUGUGAAGUGCUGUAGUCGCAAUUUAAUCUAAAAAUAGAUUUAUGCUGUAUAAUUUUACUACAUAACAAUACACACCUCGAAUAAUGCGUAAUGGAAAAACUUAACCCGAAGUCAGUAAUGGAGCACUUUCAACACUGACUGUACCAGCAGGUGGCACUCAACUCACGGAAGAACUGACCAUAGAACACACCAGCAGGGGACAAAUGUGAAUUGCCUGUUUUAACUAUUACU
Messenger RNA from Cottoperca gobio, 2203 nucleotides. It is a transcript of the gene tedc2, whose product is annotated as tubulin epsilon and delta complex 2. Lineage: Eukaryota; Metazoa; Chordata; Actinopteri; Perciformes; Bovichtidae. The record is from RefSeq and is a predicted model, not a curated record.